Messenger RNA from Diplodia corticola, 1272 nucleotides. RefSeq lists its product as uncharacterized. Bases 1 to 1272 code for a protein of 423 amino acids. The record is from RefSeq and is a predicted model, not a curated record. The transcript has a single exon. NCBI's taxonomy places the organism in Eukaryota, Fungi, Ascomycota, Dothideomycetes, Botryosphaeriales, Botryosphaeriaceae.
AUGGCCCAUACAAGCUUCAAGAGCAGAGUCGACUCGUUCGCAGAAACCCACGGCGAGCCUCCUACCUCGAAAUCCGGCGGCACAAGCACGAACAGGUGCAGCAUCCUCCGAAGCGCGCCCAUCGACCCCCAGUACUCCUUCGACCUCUUCCACGAGAUCCAACGCGCCUGGUCAACAGAGCUCACUUGCUCCCCGGACCUCAUGAACGCCAACAGCAGUCCACCAUCACCCUGCAAUCCCGCCGCCCACCAACCCCUCCCACCACACACCCCCUCCUCUAACCCCCUCGCCCAACCGCUCUCCCACCACCUCUCCUCCCCCGACUCCCUCUACCACUCCCUCACCUCCCACCCCGUCUCCCCCCAACCCCACUCCCCGCUCUUCUCCCACCUCCCCCCCGAGCUCCGCACCCAAAUCUUCUCCCACCUCCUCACCUACCCCGGCGUCAUCCUCUGCGUCACCUCCGGCGGCCUCCCGCCCCACCCGCCCUACAACCUCCACCCCUCCCUCCUCCGCACCUGCCGCCUCGCCGCCCUCGAAGCGCUGCCGCUCCUCUACGGCGGCCGCAACCGCUUCUCCGUGCCGCACAUCCCGAACCUGCUCCGCUCGCGCGCGGCGCCGCCUUGCUUCGCGCUCUGGCCGCGCACCUUCGCGCUCGUGCGCCGCCUCAACGUCGACGUCCCCGACAAGUUCAUCGACCGCUUCUACCGCGCCCCCGGGUGGAGCGCCGCCCCCGACGGCUUCGAGCGAUACACGGAGAUCGUCGCGGCGGUCGUCGCGCUGGCGGCGCGCGCCGGCAGGCUCGUCCACUUGCAGGUGUCGCUGGUCCGGAAUUGCGCGUUGGAGAGCUACACGUCGUGGGGUCCGUAUUUGGCGCGGGACGCGCCGCUGAUGCGGGCGGUGGAGAGGGACUUUUUGCCGGGCGUGUUGGGGGAUGGUGGUGGUGGUGGCGGCGGAGGGAGGAGGGCGCGGUUCUUGCUGGUGGUGCCGUGUGGGGCGGGGAGUGAGGCGGGGGCCGGCGCCGAGACGCAGAGGGCGUUUGAUGUGUUGAGGCCGGAUGGGCCGGCGGUGGUGCAUGCGGUGGCGAGGAGCUUGGGGGCGCUUCAGAAGACGGCGAGGCUGAAUGGGUUGAGGUUGGAGGAUAGCUUGAGGGUGGUGGUCAGAGAUGGGGACGGGGGUGGGGAGGGGUCGAGAACCGAGAUUUUGGUGGAUGAGGAGUGCCCUUUGGGCAGUGGGGAGGAGAGACAGAUAACGCUGGAAGUGUCAUGUUAG